AUGAGAUACUCGAACAAGUAUGCAGCACGUCUUAAAGUAACUUUAAAUCCCGGCGUCAUGCAUACUGGGAAAAAUAGAAGAAGCGUCGGGAAGCGAAGAAUGAAAAAGGUAGAUAAUAAUCCACUCAAUUGCAGUUUUUUCUUAGGGUGUAACCAUCCAUAUAUACAGAAUAUUGAGAUGGUUCUACGAGCUUCUCUUUUGGCUCUUAUCCUGCUAAUAUUCGCGCUAGCGUGGGUAACUAAAGUGGAAAUUCCCUUCUUGCGGAUUGGGGACCUGUUUGACUCCAUCGUAAAUAAGCUUUACUCCGAUAUCGAGAUAAAUCUUGCUAAUCGCUGUGGAACAAGUAGCUCAGUGGACGAAAAUAUCAGUUUUGACUCAAAGCUAGCAUUGAGCAUGUAUUUAAGCACACUAACGGUGGAUUUUAAGAGUAGUGUCCCGUUUCAGUGGUACCAUUGGCUUGAUAUGAGUGCACUCGAAGCUACUUCGAUGUGCGGUGGUUCAGAAAAACCAAGCUGCAGGCAGCUCUUUGGAGAAAGCCAUUCGUCUGUAGAGAGCUACUGUGUUGAUGAUAUAAAUAGCCCAUUAGGAUAUCAAAUAGUGACAACUCCAAAGGAGGGGACGACUAUAAAAGAGCUGAUCCUAAUUUCUAAAUCGUACCUCUUUAAUUCGCAAGAAAGGCCCAUCCCAAGCGAAAUAGUAUUCAGUACCAACAAAGGUUUGCACAAGUUAGCGGUAGACGGGACACAGCAGUUGGUAUCAAAUUUUGACUUUCUAGAAUAUCAAAAGCGCUAUAGGGAAAUGUUGAGAACCGGUCAGUUCAUUGAUCCGUUAGUUGCCUGGACUAGCCUUUCCACAUAUUCCUUAACUUUGGUUGCAAUUCCUGCACAAACGGCUGCAACUCAUACACUAAAUGAAUCUUCAUUUCAGGUUAACAUCGUUAAUACUAUGUUAAAUCGCAAGACUUCCCAUAGGGAAACAAAAUAUAGAGAGUCAUUGUCAAAUUCUCUUAGGAUGGUCGAAAACUCCGUUCGAACGGGAAAGCCUGUGGAUAAAUAUUUCUCUGAAACUUUUGCGAUUGAUGCGGAGGGAAACAGGGUAGGGAAUCAUUAUGAUUGGAGAUUUUUUAGCGGAAUAAAAGAAGGAAAGGAAUUGCAGAUCAUCUUGCGUCGACUACUUCGAAAUUGGCUACAGUUUACCAGAAAAGCUGGGCUAAAGACAUGGAUUGCACAUGGUACACUUUUGUCUUGGUAUUGGAAUAGCUUGAACUUCCCUUGGGAAGAUGAUGUAGAUGUUCAAAUGCCAAUUCGAGAUCUCCACCUUUUGGCUGAAGAAUAUAAUCAAACGAUAUACGUGGAAGACUUGGAAAAAGAAUGUAGGGGUAGUUAUCGCGGGCGGUAUUUUAUUGAUAUAACAUCCUCCAUAUCCCUUAGGGAAAGACUUGAUGGCUCCAAUACGAUCGAUGCGAGAUUUAUAGACAUAGACUCUGGUAUCUUUAUAGAUAUAACUGGUUUAUCAAUAUCAAAGAUGCCGCCACCUCGGAGAUAUUUAUCCAAUUUGCCACAAGAUUUUAAAUUCAUGAAUGGUCAAGGAGAAGAGGCUAAACUAGACUCAUACCAGAAAGGAAACGAAAUAUUAAAGAUAUACAAUUGCCGGAAUGGGCAUUUCGCUUCCAUAUCAGAGUUAUCCCCAUUGAUUCCGGUAUUUAUAGAAGGAGAGUUGGGAUUUGUACCCAAUUCAUUUCAAUCAAUGCUUACUGUUGAGUAUGGAAAAUCCAGCUUGACCACAAAGAGAUUUAAUGGAUAUUUUUUUAUUCUGAGAUUAAGAUUAUGGGUCAAGGAACAUGACCUUUGUACAUUUUUGCAGAAUAAGGAAGCUUGGGUAGAAAGCAAGGGAGAAAUCUCUAAUAAAAAUGAAAGUUGCAAAUUGACCUUUGACGAAGUUUCACGAGUCCUCGAACUCACCAAAGAUGACUUAGCCAAAUUUGUGACAAAGCAGGAGAUAGCCAUGGAAUAUCACGCUACUAGAGAGCUCACUUAUAGACAUUUUGAGUUAAUGAAGAGUAUCAGAAGAGAGACUACCACUUCCUGA
Molecule: messenger RNA, 2088 nt
Organism: Dujonia railenensis
Lineage: Eukaryota; Fungi; Ascomycota; Pichiomycetes; Serinales; Debaryomycetaceae
Source: the annotation of a GenBank genome assembly